Messenger RNA from Penicillium salamii, 1845 nucleotides. The record is from the annotation of a GenBank genome assembly. Lineage: Eukaryota; Fungi; Ascomycota; Eurotiomycetes; Eurotiales; Aspergillaceae.
AUGAGCUCAUGUCACUCAGUCCACAUACAGGGUCAGUCGCAGAGUCCAGGACCCCAUCGCCGAACGCGAAAGCCCAUUAGUUGCGAUCAUUGCCGAUAUUCCAAAUUACGAUGCGAUCGUCAACAACCUUGUGGAUCUUGCAAGAGACGGGGGCGCGGCGACUCGUGCUUUCUUCCAGCUAAGUCGGGUCUUGCACCUGGAUCGGCCAAAUCGCAGACAUCACCAGUUCAAGUACCAGCUGGGUCUGCCAGGACAGUUGAGCCUCGAUCCGCCACAAGGGGGCAAAUUCUCACUGCCUCCCCGGGUUCAUAUCCCGAACGAGUCAGAACUGAGAUUAAUGGGCUUUUUCCAGAUAGCGGGUGGGGAUCAGUCCUUGAAAGGCCCGUCCCGCAGAGUGAUCCAGCCUUCGCACCGGACACAUUAUCCCCAUUCUCAAUGGGCCAACAAGCCUCGCUCCAGAAUAUCAUAGAGCUUCUUCCUCCGGAGAACUGUCGUGAUUAUCUGGUUUCUCAUUAUUUCAAUCAUAUAUGUGCCUUGUUUCCAAUUCUCCAUGGCCCAAGUUUUGAAAAGCAGUACACUGCUUUCAGACAGCAGCCGCUCGAAGUCGACCUAUCCUGGCUAGCCUUACUAUUUUCAAUGUGUGCUUUAACUUUGAGUGCCACAGAGCCAACGGAUCCACGACUGGCAGACCUAUGGUCGAAGGGAUGUGUCAACCAAGCUGAACAGGCAAUAGCUGUAUCUCGCAGGCUCCAGCAAACGGCCAUGGCUUGUCUUUUGCAAGACCAGUUCUUCACAAGAUACAAAUUCAGCACAUUUGAAGCUCUACUGAUGCUGAUUUAUCAUCAAUCUCACAACGAGUCGGUCGAUCAGGGCUGGGCUUUAUUGGGGAUGGCCUUGAAUAUCGGAAUUGCACUGCGAUGUAAUGUUACCACAGAGCAUAUCAGUCCGAUGGAGCUCGAAAGACGGCGCCGCUGCUGGGCAGGACUCUUAACACUGCAUACAUAUCAAAGUAUCCUAUUUCGAGAUGUUGACAUGACAUUUCUGCUUGAGAUUAAAGCCUCAAUGCCAGCAGAUGUCAAUGACUCUGAUAUCACAGAUGAAGGCAUCUUACAACCAUCCAGCCAGCCAACUCAAAUGUCACUCAUGAUGUUCAAACUUCGCUUGUUCCAUCUUUCUGCUCAGAUAUGCCGCCAUAUUUCCGGUCCCUCACGGCAUGACCAAGGAGCGCAGUUAAGGAGAUUUGACGAUGCGAUAGCCGCGGAGCAAAAGCUAUGGGACUCCAAAUACAUGAUCAACGGGUCUCCGAAAAUUCUGAACUCUUACUACGCCCACUGGUGCAUCUUGCAGACUUACGCCCAUCACCUCUUUCUCCUCCUACAUCGCCCCUUCCACCACUCCCAGACGCCAAGCUUUAUCGCCGCAUCUCGAGAGAGAUGCAUCAACUCCGCAGCCGCCUUGAUAAGCAUUCAUCGAGAUUUGUACGAAGUCCCCUUACUUCGGAAUUUCCUUUGGUUAAUCAAUGGAGUGGUGAGCUUGCAAGCACUUCAUGCCGCUGUCGCGCUCAAUUCCUGUUUGCGGGAUAUGCCUUCAACCUUUGACACAAUCUCGUAUCGAGAUGAGUUACAGAAGCUCAUGUUACGCAUGCAGAGCUUCUCAAGUAGAAGCAAGAUAUGUUCGAAGGCGUAUCAUGUACUUGAUCAUUUACAAGCGCACGUGGGCACGCGAAACUCUCAAACGUCAAGUUCAGAGGCCCAUGUCGAGGAUAUUUUCGAAGAUUGGACCGAUAUGCGGGAAUGGUUUGAUGAUGAUCUCAUCAAUUGGGUAAGAUCCAUGCUGCACAACUGA